Molecule: messenger RNA, 1378 nt
Organism: Sinocyclocheilus grahami
Lineage: Eukaryota; Metazoa; Chordata; Actinopteri; Cypriniformes; Cyprinidae
Product: tripartite motif-containing protein 16-like
Exons: 5
Coding region: 53-1378 (441 amino acids)
Molecular function (GO): zinc ion binding; protein binding
Source: RefSeq, a predicted model, not a curated record
UGAAGUGUAGUUGAGCUGUUGUGUGUUUGUGUCUCUGUAUUUAAGCAGUAAAAUGGCAGAAGCCAGAGUUUCUCAGGAUGAGUUCUUGUGUGCAGUGUGUCUGGAUCUCCUGAAGGAUCCAGUGGCCAUUCCCUGUGGACACAGUUACUGUAAGAUCUGUAUUACAGACUGCUGGGAUCAGGAGGAUCAGAUGAGAGUCUACAGCUGCCCUCAGUGCAGACAGACCUUCAGUCCAAGACCUGCUUUAGCUAGAAACACCAUGCUGGCUGAAGUGGUGGAGAAACUGAAGAAGACCAAACUCUCUGCUGACUGUGACGCUGGAGCUGGAGAUGUGCAGUGUGACGUCUGUACUGGAAGAAAAUACAAAGCCGUCAAGUCCUGUCUGGUGUGUCAGGAAUCUUACUGUCAAACUCAUUUUGAACAUCAUGAGGAGUUUCAUUCACGUAAGCCACACAAAGUGACUGAUGCCACUGGACGACUGCAGGAGAUGAUCUGCCAGAAACAUGAGAAGCAUCUGGAAAUGUACUGUAUUACUGACGAACAAUGCAUUUGUGUGCUGUGUACGAAAUAUGAACAUAAAAACCACAACAUUGUAUCAGCUGCAGCACAGAGGAAAGAGAAACAGAAGCAGCUGAAGGAGACGGAGAAGAGUUUCCAGUCUCUCUCAGCACCUCCUGAAUCUACAGACGUAAAUGAUGACUCCUUCAGUUCUCUCGUCUCUUUUGAUGAUCUGAGAGAAUCUGUCCAUCAGCUGAGAGACAAACUGGAGGAUUUCUGUAAAGAGGAGCUCAAGAAGAUCUCAGACAGAGUCACAUUCACCAGCAUUGUUCCCAGAACCAGGAACGACUUCCUACAAUAUUCCCGUAAGCUCACUCUGGAUCUGAACACAGUGAAUAAUUACCUCCGUCUGUCUGAGAGGAACAGAGUGAUUACUGCCACUGACACAGUCCAGUCGUAUCCUGAUCAUCGAGACAGAUUUGAUGAGUAUUAUCAGGUAUUGUGUAGAGAGAGUGUGUGUGGACGCUGUUUCUGGGAUCUGCAAUGGAGCGGGUUUGGUGUGUAUAUAUCAGUGUCAUAUAAGAGCAUCAGCAGGAAGGGAGACGGUAAUGAGUGUGGGUUUGGAUCUAAUGAUCAGUCCUGGAGUUUGUUCUGCUCUCCCUCCAGUUACUCAUUCAGACACAAUAACAUUAGGACUCAUCUCCCUGUAAAGUCCAUCAGCAGUAGAAUAGGAGUGUUUGUGGAUCACAGUGCAGGAACUCUGUCCUUCUACAGCGUUUCUGACACAAUGAGCCUCAUCCACACAGUCCAGACCACAUUCACUCAGCCGCUCUAUCCUGGGUUUUAUGUUUGUGUUGGAUCAUCAGUGAAACUGUGUUGA